UCACACAGAGACUGAUUCACGUUCCUGCUGCUGCUUCUGUUAUGACUGAUCUGUGCGAAUCGCUCAGAGACGAUUAGAUGAUCCUUCUGAACAAAACCAAACCAGUUCUAAAGCCCUAACCCUAACCCUAGCCUCAGGGAGACCAAAUGCCAGCUGACCUUUAACCCCUCUCCAAAAUGGAUGUCCGUCUGCAGGGCAACUCUCAGCUCCACUACGGCGUCAACGGCGGCGCCACUCGAAACUCUGGUCCCGGAGGAGACACUCUGAAGUUUCUGAGUCGAGAGGAGCAGGAGUGCCUCCAGUACUUUGAGGAAACCAUUGAGUCUUUGGAGGAUGGUAUAGAUGAGGAGCAGCAAAGGCUUGGCCAGAGGAGUCGCCCUGAACUCAACUGUCGGCCUUUUGACUCGGUUGACAGACAUGGAAGCCUGGCUCCGAACAGCGAGGUGUCGCCUAACUACAUAAUCGACCUGGUCCACUCAGAACCAGACUUGGUGCACGCUGCAGAGCCAGUCUAUAGCCCCGCCCAUCAAGAUUUUUACCACAUGCCCCACACUCCUGAAAGCAACUUUGAGGCAAAGCCCAGGCACAACGUGUUCCCCUCAGAGUAUAACCCUCCUUUACGAAGUGCAAGCUUUGGGACGACAGACAGCCACUCCUCCUACCACCCUCCAGGCAGUGUCCCCACUCCAGUUUUGAUUGCCCAGCAGCUUGCAGAGAACCAGGGAGAUGGAACAUCAAACUCGCAUCCUUCAUCUUUGCUCCGUCGCCUUAGCAUGGAGUCGGAAAAAACACCCAGAGACAGAUCAAAUAUUUCUGUGAAACACGGACCUGCUCCCUCAUCAAAGCCAGCCCACUAUCCUCCUAAUAUCCACGUGGUUCAUGGUGGAAAGGAGCCCCAAAUACCAGUGGCUAACGUAAACAUCCAUGAGCGACAGGAGCAGAUGUUGGCACACCUGGCAGGUACUUCCCACCCUCUGCUGCAACAUAUAGAAGACGACACUCGAAACAGUCCAUCUCGUAGUAUUUCCUUUAAAGACCCAGAGCCAGAUAAAUCCAGGAUGGAGGCCCUGUCAAAGCUGGGCUUGACAAGGGGCAGAGCUACAUCACUCCAAAUGAUACCUGACAGCUACUCACAGGAUCCUCACAAAGGUCCAGAUCCCAGAGUCUCAUCGCAGGACCGCAGUCUUACCCCAACAGCAAAAAUCAGCACUGACCUUCCACAACCAAAGUUGUCAAUGCCCCCUCCAGUCUGCUUUAAUGACAACAAGAAUACAGAGACGUUGCCCUCGCAUUCCUUCAGGGGCCACGAUGAGAGAAGCUCCCAGCUGGACCCUUCAUCUCCAACAAUGUCCCCUCCUCCAGCUGACAUCACCUCACCAGCGUUCAACACCUUUGGAGGGAAAUCCAUUGUGGUCCAUCCCUCUUUAUCCCAAAAGAACGAAGCUCCAAUCUCUCCAACUACCCCCGAACCCCAAAACCUUCCACUUGCACCUUCUAACCCAAUAGAGCUCAAUCCUUAUGGAGGAAAGUCAAAAGUCAUGACUUCUGCCAAUCUACCCGACAUCCUCAGCUCUCAUAUCGACACAAAGGAAACUAUUCCUGCCAAGCCAGAACCUCCGGCCGUCGAGCCAAACAAGUAUGGAGGAAAGAGCCGAACCUUUGACCCUGUUUCUGGGCUGUAUCGGACUUCAGAAAGCCGAGCUAAAAGUGUCAAACCUCCACCACCGACUCCAGCGCCUAGACCUCCUCGGCAGUCCUACCAUGGCAUGCUGCCUCCCCAGAAACCGCCAGCAAGGGCAUCUUCUCCUGAAUACAGGCGAAGGCCCAGCAGCAUGUUCCGUCCUCAAGGUAUCACCGUACAAUUUUGUGGACGAGGAGCCAUGAACGAAUCCCGCAGGGAGGCAUUGAGGAGACUAGGACUGCUGAAAGACUCUUAAUCAAGCCUUUGUAGGUUUAUCUCUCAGUCUCCAAUGACUGAACUAGAAUUUCUGCGUCGCUUUGCUAAUGGCAAUGGUAUGCAAAACGUUUCCUCUAUUGUCUUAGAACGAGGUGUGUCUGUAGGUAAACAGGCUUUUACAGAGGAAUCUUGGUACUUGACAGACCUGAAGGGCCACUCCUCACCGUCAGGCCUUAAAAAAACACAACACCUUUACUCAACUCGGCUUUCUCAAAAGAAAUCUCGGCUGGUUCAAGAUAUUCUGUGAAAUCUCAUCCAAGACGACAAUAUGUCUGAGUAAGACAUUGUGGGGGAAAGGGCAAUGCUUUGUUUUGUUAGUCUCACCUCGUUUUUAGCUCAAAUGUAAAUAUAUUUAACAUGGAGAAGGGAUUAGCUGCACAUUUUCCAACCGUUUGUCUGUCGGUUCUUAUUUGUGACCUUAAAUUAGCUGAAUUCUACGGUUAUCUGAAUUAUAUAGAUUCCUUUCUCAUUUUAUUCCAUUUUGUUCUCAAACUAUUUCUUUAAAUUAUGAGGCUGUUUCAUUUUUUUUGUUUUAUUUUUAAUUUUUUGUGUAUUUUUACCCAUUUUUUCAUUUAACCAACUUAAACUUUAGUCAACUGCAUUUUGGAAACAUGGCGGGAUUGGAAACAUUUUAUGCGCAGAUACAAAGCUAACUGCUGUUAGCACUUAGCUAUUAGCAAUACUUUGACAAUCGUAUCUAUUAAAUUUUUAAACAUAACAUCUCAACAGAAAUAGUGCAAACAAUUUAAGUGACUGAUUUAAUGUGAAAAACAAAUGGAGGUAAAAAUAAAUAAUUUAGUUAUGACCUGCUGUUAUCAGGGAGGCAGCCAUAUUGGAUUUUGAGAUCUGAUUUUCCAAUUCUUCAGUUUCAGUUGAUUUUUUUUUUUUUUUUGCAACAUAAACUUGCAAAUUCAAACUUUAAUUCAGCCAGACAACUCAGUUAUGCUAACUGGUAUUAGCAAAUAGCAAUAUUAGCAAUAGAGACAAUAGACAUGUAUCCAUAUAUAAACAUAACAUCUUUACUAACAGAAGUUGUAAAAUGUGAGGUGAAAAUAUAGAAAUAAAUACUGUAGAUAUGAUCACGUAUUAUAGAGGCAGCCAUAUUGGAUUUGUAGAUCCAACUUUCUGGCUCCUGUUUAUUUCUCCAACUUAGAAGUUGCAAAACCUCCAACUUCAAAUUGUACAUAAUAUUUUAUGCACAAAUUUAACAAUAAACAUCUAACAUACUCACAAUGGUUCUGUAAAAUUUAGAAAAUUCGCACUAAAAAUAGUUUUAUUAUUUACAAAGUUAAAUGUGUUGAUAGAUUCUGUAGGUUGGUAAUGAUUUUUUUUUCUUUAGAUGUGCUUUAUCAAAAUAUUACCCAUGGCGUAAUUGAAAAGUUUCGAAACAUAUAAAUGUGUAAGUCUUUUUUAUGAUUGUUUACCUUCUGGACAUUUUAGUGAGCAGUUCAAUUUUCUUUAUUGGAUCAAAGCUUUGGGAAAAACUCCAGGAACUUUUCUAUACUGCAGUUUUAUUACCUCUAAUGACUGAAACUUACGGCGCAAGGAGGAAAAACAAACAACGCAGUUAAAGAAUUCUGCGAGAUGCGUUGAUGCAAACGUGCAAUUUCUCUGGAGAAUGUGGAGCUGGAUGGUAUUUUUACUCCUCAGACAAACAUCCAACACUCAACCACAAACUGCUGCAGUGGGAGAGAGGAGAGAACUGGGACGUCUUUACCGUUUAAAAACUACUCUCACUGCAGAACUGCAGCUGUAAAACCACCCAGCCUACAAAUACAUCGCGGGUUACUGUUUGAAUCUGGCAAUAACUUUUUAAAAUGUGCGCGUGUGUGUGUGUGUGUGUGUGUGUGUGUUCUGACUCCGGCCUCUGUAGUUCACCUACAGUAACUUUUGAAGUAUAUUUAGUAAAUUUUAUUUACGGACUCCGGUUCUCUGUAGCUCAUCUACAGUCUCUGAAGUAUAAAUGUUGCACAAACAAACAGAAGAUAAUGAUGUUCUGCUGAAAACACCAGGAGGAAACAUGAGCAUUAAAUCUUAAAAUGGACACAAACUGCCGUAUGAAAGCUGCUGCUAGCCUGAAAUGUCCUGGUAACAUAUAUAUAUCUUAACAUAUCUAUUGUCAUUUUUUCCCUUAUAAAGUAUAAUAACAUGAGUCUUCCUGUUUUGUGUUGAAUGUGGGAAAUAAAAACCUUCAGUUUAAUAUCGUUUAAACUAUUUUAGGUCAGUUAUGAUUAUCCAAAUAUUCCUGUUUGCUAAAUGUGAAAAUAAACUUUUUUUUUACUUUA
Molecule: messenger RNA, 4242 nt
Organism: Xiphophorus maculatus (southern platyfish)
Lineage: Eukaryota; Metazoa; Chordata; Actinopteri; Cyprinodontiformes; Poeciliidae
Product: proline and serine-rich protein 2-like
Exons: 4
Coding region: 177-1937 (586 amino acids)
Source: RefSeq, a predicted model, not a curated record